This is a messenger RNA of Argiope bruennichi, 1483 nucleotides long. Its product is annotated as substance-K receptor-like. Bases 256 to 1455 code for a protein of 399 amino acids. Gene Ontology annotation, molecular function: neuropeptide Y receptor activity. Gene Ontology annotation, cellular component: membrane. The record is from RefSeq and is a predicted model, not a curated record. The transcript has 7 exons. Gene Ontology annotation, biological process: G protein-coupled receptor signaling pathway. NCBI's taxonomy places the organism in Eukaryota, Metazoa, Arthropoda, Arachnida, Araneae, Araneidae.
AACCGACCUUCUGUCUUGUUGUGAGACAUCAGCAGUCGUCGGUCCGUCCGUUAACGUAUGCAGUGAUCUAUAAAAAUAAAUAAUACAUGAUAUCUUUGAUAUCACUUGAUAUUUAGGCCUAGAAAAAUAAAUCGAUCCAUUGUUUUGAUUGUGGUUGUUACAACUCGAAUCGUUGUUAUGAUCUGAAGUAUAUUUCAAAUACAAUAAGUUUUCUGUUUUAUUUUGUUUUGGUGCUAUGACUUCAUUUGUGCAUUCAUGUUUACUUCGAACAUGGCCCUGCUAAUGCCGUUUGUGCGGGAAACUCAAGUAGCAGAUUUUAAUGUGAGUGAUUUGGAUUUUUCGAAUCACACAAAUCUAUGGAUACGUUUACCUACUCACGAAAUUGCCCUCAAAGUGCUCGCACUGUUACCUAUAAUGGUAAUGGGGAUAUUUGGAAAUGUUGCAAUCCUAGUUGUAAUGUUACGAAUCAAAGGAAUGCGGACCUGUACGAAUAUUUUCAUUUGCAACAUGGCGUUGGCUGAUCUCAUGACCAUUCUGUGCUGUUCUUGGACUAUCAUCGUAGUAGAUGCCUACCAGAACUUCAUUUUAGGAAAAAUUUACUGCAAAUUGGAUGGUUUUUUUCAUGUGACAUUCUUACUCGCCAGCGUCUUUUCACUCAUCAUCAUAUCGGGGGACCGCCUCCUGGGCAUCGUGUUCCCCUUCUCUCGUCGCCUCAGCCGAGGGCAAGCCUGGAUCAUCGUCGUUGCCACCUGGGUGGCGGCCAUGAUGUGUGCUUCUCCAACUGCCAUCUGGAGGUGGCUGCAGACGAGGAAAUGGCAUGACUACGAGGAGGUGUGGUGUAAUGAGAAUGGGUUUCUCCUGAAAUACUAUUGGCUGAUGAUACUCAUUCUCUUGGUUUACAUGCCUUUGACGGUCAUGGCUGUCGCCUACACUGCAAUCAUCCUGCAGUUAGAUAAAUACGAACAUCAAUUGUUUCUGAGAGAACACCCCUUGAAAAUGAAAUACAGGAAAAAGGUAAUAAAGGUGCUGUUUAUGUAUGUCCUUAAUUACCUUGCUUUCUGGGUUUUGUUUCAAGUCGUCGUUCUUUAUCGUUAUUUUAAACCCCCUCAGCAAGAGCUUCCAUCCUGGUAUCGGAAAGUAUAUUUUCCAGCUCAUGUCCUCACCUACGCUCAAAGCGCCAUUAACCCCAUCAUUUAUGGCGUGUGCAACGAGAGUUUCAGGAAAGCUUUCCGGAUAACUUUCCGUUGCUUUUUCAAGAAAAACAAGAUCCGGCCGACUGCGGCUCCCAACUACGUGCAUUCUCCCCAGAGGGCGAAUCGUCCUACCGUCAACUGUGUGAAUAAAAACAUUUUUCAAAACGGGCAGGUUGCAGCCCCGAGCACUCAGGAGACAGAACUGAAAGACGUGCCUGACAAAAACUCCCACAGAAAAACCAGAACCUCCAAUGCUACUUGAAUUAAAUAAAGUUUCGUUUUAUUUUGUA